Molecule: messenger RNA, 1905 nt
Organism: Triticum aestivum (bread wheat)
Lineage: Eukaryota; Viridiplantae; Streptophyta; Magnoliopsida; Poales; Poaceae
Product: putative disease resistance protein RGA1
Exons: 2
Coding region: 234-1454 (406 amino acids)
Molecular function (GO): ADP binding
Source: RefSeq, a predicted model, not a curated record
AUCGCCGGCUGACUGACCUUUCGUCUAAUUGGAAAACAAAGUCCACCUCCUUAUCUCUUGCCUACUUGCUUUACAUGACUCUGUCUAAGAGCUUCAGCAAAGUUGUGCCCCUGCCCAGCUUUGCUACAUUCUGCAGUUGUACUCUGAUCGGCAGCUUGUCAAUUUACCCGGGCAAGCCUGCCGGAUAAGCCGCGUCCUGUAUUUUUGUGGAAUUGUCUCUUCAGGUUGGUCAGAUGGCAAGCAUACUAGAUUAUCUUGUUAAAUCAUGUGCCAAGAAGUUGGAAGCUAUCAUUACAGAUGAGGCAGUUCUGAUUCUAGGAGUACAAGAAGACCUCAAACAAAUGCAGCGAACAAUGACCCAGAUACAAUGCUUUCUUGAUGAUGCCGAACAAAGGGGAACACGAGAGUCAGCAGUUAAUAACUGGCUUGGUGAGCUGAGAGGUGAUAUGUAUUAUGCCGACGAUAUUGUCGACUUAGCGAGAUCUGAAGGUGGGAAGCUUCUACUAGAACGGGAUCCUUCAUCAUCAUCAAGAAAGGCAACUAGUACAUGCAGUGGCCUUCCGUUUCUCAAUUGCAUCUCUCCUAUUCAGAAGCGUCACAAGAUUGGUGUUCAAAUCCGGGACUUCAAUGCUCAACUUGACAAGAUUUCAAAGUUGGGUGAAAGAUUUCUCAAGCUUGAAAAUAUGCAGCCUAAACCACAAGCUCUGACUGUGAAGCAUGUAAGAACUAGCCACCUUGUGGAGCCUAAUCUUGUGGGAAAGGAAACUUUACAUGCUUGCAAAAGUUUGGUUGAACUGGUUCUUGCACACAAGGGAAAGAAGCCAUACAAGGUUGGUAUUGUUGGAACAGGAGGGAUUGGGAAGACAACUCUAGCCCAAAAAGUAUAUAAUGACCGAGAAUUAAAAGGAACCUUUAGCAACCAAGCAUGGAUAUGUGUUUCUCAGGAGUACUCUGAAAUAUCUCUUUUGAAGGAAGUUCUGCGGAAUUUUGGGGUACCCCAUGAGCAAGAUGAAACUGUGGGAGAGCUCAGCAGCAAGCUUGCAGUCGCCAUCACAGAUAAAAGUUUCUUCAUUGUGUUGGACGAUGUUUGGCAGCCUGCGGUCUGGACCAAUUUACUGAGAACUCCAUUACAUGCUGCUGCAAGAGGAGUAAUUCUAGUGACCACUCGGCAUGAUACAGUUGCACAUGCAAUUGGCGUAGAAGAUGUACAUCGAGUUGAAUUGAUGUCAGCAGAUAUAGGGUGGGAGCUGCUUUGGAAGAGUAUGAACAUUGAUGAAGAAAGAGAUGUGGAAAACCUUCGGAAUAUAGGGGUAGAAAUUGUCCAUAAAUGUGGUGGACUUCCUCUCGCAAUCAAGGUUACUGCUAGUGUUCUAGCAACUAAAGAGAAAAGUGAGAGGGAAUGGAGAAAGGUUGCAAAAAGAAGUGCUUGGUCUAGGGGUAAUCUCCAAACUUGAACUUAAAGUUUGUUGAGGGAUUGAGUUUGCAGCAGCUGUGGCUGGAUGCACAACAUCUCUACCCUGUUGGCGCCGGGGCUUCAAGAGCAGCACAGGAAACUUAACGGCGAGGACAUGGGUGUCUGCCUACACUACACCUACUCCCUCUGUUAACAAAUAUAAGACGUUCAAACUUUUUUGUGAAUCGGAUGUAUAUAGACACGUUUUAGUGUAUUUGUUCACUCAUGUCAGUCCAUAUGUAAUCCAUAUUGAAAUAUGCAAAACAUCUUAUAUUUGUAAACGGAUGGAGUAGAUGGCAGCGGAGACGCAAGGUACGAGCACUGGUUAGACAUCUAAUCUUCUUAUUUGGUCUGCCAUUCUGCCCUGUUAGAUCGUGCAUCUAGUGCUCUGCUCAGGCUAUGUGUAGUAUUUUCUUACAUAAGUACAAAUUCAUGACCCUCUAAGGUUGAAA